UUCUCGGAGCGUUGCGCGUGCUUCUGUUGUGCGGGCUGAUCCGAGCAUUCUGGGAAGUGUCUCCCAGGUGGUUUCUGUUAGCAUCCGCUCCCCUUGUCAUCCCUUGAAUCUCCUCUCCCACAACUUCCUCGACUGAUCCCUGGAUCUGGAGGUUUGCGGGAUUGGCGGCGGGCGGCCGUAGGGGAGUCGGCUCCAGGCUGGCGAAAGGGAAGCGCAGGGCUCCCAGGGAGCCUCCCUCCAUCCCACAGAAAUCAUCGCACUGAUAGGGUCUCAGCGCGUGGUUCCGUCGGCCUCCUGCCUCAGCCUCUGGUGUGUUUCGAUGACAGCCUGACGUCUCGACAAGGGCGGAGUGGAAGGUGAAGUCCUAACUCCUUCAGCAAGGCUCCUGAAGCAACAGUGAGACAAGGCUUGAGAUGCUGGCUGUGGGCUGAGGCUGGGUUCAGGGACCCCACCUGCCUCCGCCCUCACCCGUGCGUGGGUGCAACAACUGCCAUCUUUGUUGGUAAGAAUGCCCUAAAAUACCAGGUACCUCACCGAGGGAGCUGCCUGUGUGUGUUCAUUUGCUUGCCGUCACAAUCUUGGGACUGACAUUCAAUCUCUGUCCUUUUUAUAGCCAAGGAUGCACACAGCAGUUUAGGUGUUGGGACCCAGGCCACACGAUAGCUUCUCCUUUACAGGGAUGUGUGAGGAACCUGUGUGGGGCAGUGUGCUAGCGUGCAUGCGCUACUCAGGGUCCCUGGUGUGCCAAACACUAGCACAUUCCUAGCUCUUAUAAUGACUUUUGAGAUAAGGUCUCACUGUGUAAUCCAGGCCAAUUUGAACUGACAGCAGUCCCGCCUCCGUCUCUCCUGAUUGCUAGAAUUGCAGGUGUGUGACAUCUUGCCAAGCUCUUGUUUCUGUCCAACAGUGAUGACUCCUGCAGCCUGUUAAUUCCAAUUACACUGAUUUAUAACAAAUGUAUUACCUGCAUCUCACGCAGUUGGGGACUUUAUUCGAUUGUCUCUGUUUCUACCAUAAAGUCUUUCAUGGCUCUCCUCUUAGCUUGACGGGUUUGUAGAAUCUUAAGUCUUCGAGAAGCUGGCCACCCAGGCAGCCUGCUUUUUAGUGAGCACCAUUUUCUACUGUCCCAGGAUGAAAGGCAGAUCCGGAGACAAGAGAAGGGUGUCUGCUUGAAGCCCAGCAGUUGCAUGUGUAGCCGGGCAGGUCACUCUUCAGCCAGGGGCUCGAAGCCGCAGGGGAUCAUGGUGUUUGAGUCAGCCUCCUUGAGGAAGGAGCACAGUUGCUGCCCACAGACAGCAGCUGCUGAGCUGCUCACACCCUGGCUGGGUUCUCAUGGCUUUUUUUUCUUUCUGCUUCCUUCACUGCACCUUCUUAAGACCCAUCCAUUCCCCAGGAGGACGAUGACCAAGGUCAAGACAGGGUUCCAUCCUGUCCUGGAACUCAUAUGGCUUCAAACUGACAAGUCACCCUCCUGUCUCAGCCUCCCACGUGCUGCAAUUGCAAGUCGUGUGCAGGGGUGUGUGUGUGGUCCAGCAUAUGACGUGCUGGGGGUGGGACCCAGGGCUUUGUGGAUGCCAGGCAGGAGAUGGUGACCUUCAGGGAUGUGGCUGUGGUCUUCAGUGAGGAGGAGCUGGGGCUGCUGGACGCUGCUCAGAGGAAGCUGUACCACGAUGUGAUGCUGGAGAACUUCAGGAUGCUGCUCUCAGUGGGAGACAAGAAUCUAGAGGCGAUGGAGUCUCUUGAGGAAGUGGGAUUGAGGCACCUGCCACACGAGGAGCUUUUCUGCUCACAAAUCUGGCAGCAAGUUUCAGGGGACCUAACAAAGGCUGGAGACUGCAGAGUAAGCAUCAGGGAAACUGGCUCUCCAUUGAAACGAGAUGAUGCGCAUCGUGGGGACAAGGAGUACAGCAAACAUUCCAGUCAGAUAUCACGGCUCCAACUCCACUGUGGAAUAAGCAGUGGUAAAGAACCGUACAGAGAGGAGAGGAGCAAGAAAGACUCUUGGGACUCUCCUCUUCAGGCUAACGGGCAACCCACCGCAGGAGAGAAGAGGUAUAGAUGUGAAAAAUGUGACCACUCCUUCUGUCGGUUAUCAGGUCUCCAAGCCCAUCAGGUGAGGCACACCGGAGAGAAACCAUACAAGUGUGAGGAGUGUGGCAAGGGCUUCACUCGGGCCUCCACCCUUCUGGACCAUCAGAGAGGCCACACUGGAAACAAGCCCUAUCAGUGUGAUGCUUGCUGGAAGAGUUUCUGUCACAGUUCGGAGUUUAACAAUCACAUACGAGUCCACACGGGAGAGAAACCCUAUGUAUGCGAGGAGUGUGGGAAAGGCUUCAGCCAGGCCUCCCAUCUCCUGGCCCAUCAGAGAGGCCACACUGGAGAGAAACCCUACAAAUGUAGCACGUGUGGGAAAGGAUUCAGCCGGAGUUCAGAUCUUAACGUUCACUGUAGAAUCCAUACAGGAGAGAAACCCUAUAAGUGUGAGAUGUGUGGGAAAGCCUUCAGUCGAGUCUCCAUUCUCCAAGUGCACCAGAGGGUCCACAGUGAAGACAAACCGUACCAGUGCGCAGAGUGUGGGAGGGGCUUCACUGUAGAGUCACACCUUCAAGCCCACCAGAGGUCCCACACCGGAGAGAGACCCUAUCAAUGUGAGGAGUGCGGGAGAGGCUUUUGUCGGGCCUCCAAUUUUCUGGCUCAUCGUGGGGUCCACACAGGAGAGAAACCGUAUCGAUGUGACAUAUGCGGAAAACGCUUCCGGCAGAGGUCCUACCUCCAUGACCACCACAGGAUCCACACAGGAGAGAAACCAUACAAAUGCGAGGAGUGUGGGAAAGUCUUCAGUUGGAGCUCAUACCUCAAAGCCCACCAGAGGGUUCACACGGGAGAGAAACCGUACAAGUGCGAGGAGUGUGGGAAGGGCUUCAGCUGGAGCUCAAGUCUCCUAAUUCACCAGCGAGUCCAUGCCGAGGAUGAGGGUCGCAAGGAUUUGCCUGCAUCAGAAGGCUCGCAGAGGAAACAAACUCUAUAAUGUUUUAUAUUUUGAUAUUUUAAGUGGAAGAUGAAAGGUCCCAAUUCUUAGAGUUCUCAAGGGAGACAAAGAAGUUGUAGUAUCUAUUAGCCUUUUAACUGGAAGGGGGAUGCAUUGCGAUGCUUGGGAGACCACAAGUAGGGAAGCCUUGUAAGUCGGAGCCAUGUAGACUUCAGUCUGAACGUGGAGACAGUAACUGAGGGAAAGUUGAGUGUGAUCUGGAGUUAUCUCAAAGGCAGGGACCAGGUCUGUCCCACAGGAACAACUUAUGUUGCUGGUUGCAACCCCGCGUGGGGCUUCAUGACCCUAAGUAACAGUCACAAGAUAUUUAGGAACGCUACAAGCUUUCUGCAUAUCCAGUGACCAGAACCUCAGAAUUCAACAGGUAAUAAUAAAUCCUAGGGGCUUCUGGCAGCUCUUACCCAUGAUGCAAUUGUGUGACUUCACUGCAGCCUUCCUCGGAAUACACAGUGUGAACCCGUACACGUCACCGUCACCACACACAGGGCCCACAGGCACUGCUUGAAGCCUCUCUGCUCAGGGCCAGCAUUGUUGUCUGUUACAAAUUGCACUGCUUUCUACUGUACACAUGUUUUCUGUGCUUCCUGAAGCUUUAAUUACAGUAUUUUUCUAUUCUCAUUCUUCAGUGCUUAAGCAUCAAGCUAGUUUAGCUGCAGAUUAUGUUGUGUGUCUCAGCGUGAUUUCAACCAUUCCCAUUAUUCCCUGAACAGAAAGUGUUUCAUGGCACUACUAUGCAAAUUUGAUUUUGUGGUUAAUAAAUUAUCACUUAUUGAAAUUGUUUCAAAAUACAUUUCUUCCUGAUUAACAGUA
Mastomys coucha (southern multimammate mouse) is the source of this 3859-nucleotide messenger RNA. RefSeq names its product zinc finger protein 226-like. Gene Ontology annotation, molecular function: RNA polymerase II cis-regulatory region sequence-specific DNA binding; DNA-binding transcription repressor activity, RNA polymerase II-specific. The transcript is spliced from 6 exons. Gene Ontology annotation, cellular component: nucleus. Gene Ontology annotation, biological process: negative regulation of transcription by RNA polymerase II. Bases 1586 to 3028 code for a protein of 480 amino acids. The record is from RefSeq and is a predicted model, not a curated record. NCBI's taxonomy places the organism in Eukaryota, Metazoa, Chordata, Mammalia, Rodentia, Muridae.